AUGCAGGCGCGCACAGCGCUGAUGGCGCUAGCGGCGUUGGGCGCGCUAGCGACAGCAGCGGCGGCGGCCGAGCGCGGCGGUGGAAUCAAGGUGGGCGGCGGUACGAUGGGUGGCGCGGGCCGAGACGGCGUGCGUGGCAGUGGCGUGAGACUUGGACUCGGUGACGGAAUAAGGCGCGCGCGUACUUCGCCCGCACCACCACCGCCUCGGGCACCGUCCGUUAUAACCGCUGCCCUCGUUGUUCCCCACAAAGCCUUUGGAACACGCGACUACACGAAAGCCGAGAAGGCAGCUCUAUCAAAACUGCCACGCAAACUAAAACUAUUUUCGCAAGUGCGUCUUAAUGUUACACUUUCUACGCAAGGCCUGACGCCGAGUCCAAUGUCUAUUUUAGAUUCCCUCUGUAAGGAGUUUUUAGCAGUCAACGUAUCUGCCAUUCUCUAUCUCAUGAAUCAUGAACAGUACGGGCGCUCUACUGCAUCUGCACAGUAUUUUUUACAACUCGCAGGAUAUCUCGGAAUACCGGUUAUAGCAUGGAAUGCCGAUAACAGUGGGUUAGAGAAACGGGCAUCGCACGCGUCUCUACGUCUCCAGUUAGCCCCGUCCAUUGAACAUCAAACAGCAGCUAUGUUGUCUAUAUUAGAGAGAUACAAGUGGCAUCAAUUUAGUGUUGUCACUUCAGCUAUUGCUGGACAUGACGAUUUUAUACAAGCCGUGCGCGAAAGAGUGACAGCGUUGCAGGAUCGUUUCAAGUUCACGAUUCUGAAUGCUGUAGUAGUAAAGCAACCAUCUGAUCUCAAAGAAUUAGUCACGAGUGAGGCACGAGUAAUGCUACUGUAUGCUACACGCGAAGAAGCAGCAGAUAUUUUGUCAACAGCAAGUGAUCUCCAUCUUAUAGGAGAGAACUUUGUUUGGAUCGUCACACAAAGUGUUCUUGGUUCAUUGCAGCAGCCAAACAAAUUUCCUGUAGGCAUGUUAGGUGUACACUUCGACACUUCGAGCUCUUCACUUAUCGCGGAAAUAGCGACAGCUGUGAAAGUGUUUGCAUACGGAGUGGAAUCUUAUAUUUCCGACGCCGAAAAUAUACGCUACCCUCUCGGUACUCGGCUGUCGUGCAGCGGUGCCGGUGCAGGUGAAGCUCGCUGGUCUACCGGGGAAAGGUUUUAUCAACAUUUGCGUAACGUUAGCGUUGAUGGCGAAGCGGGCAGACCAAACAUAG
Messenger RNA from Diatraea saccharalis (sugarcane borer), 1219 nucleotides. The record is from the annotation of a GenBank genome assembly. Lineage: Eukaryota; Metazoa; Arthropoda; Insecta; Lepidoptera; Crambidae.